UGCAACGAAUAUUCACUAUUGUCUCGUAUAUUACGGUAAAAGAGAUCUUUUGAAAAAUACUUAAAAAUUCAUCAAAUUUUGAUAAAGAAAAAAACAAAUGCAUAUAGUAGACAACAUUUUUAGAAGAAGAAUCUUGUUUUUUAUUAUAUAAAAAAUUCUAUUUCGUUAACAUAUUUACUGUUUUCUGAGGGUCAAUGAGCUUUCGUGCUUUGCACUUGACCCAGGUUCUACUCGGACCAUAUAACUUCUUCCGUCAGUACAUUCUUGUACGUCAUAAAACGUCGUACUGUAUGGUUGUGUUUUCGGUUGUUACUCUUUCCAUUAACACAAGUAUUGUGUAAGAAAUGGCGGUAGAUUUGGAUCCAAAUGAUCCUGAAGUACGAUUAUCACAAUUUCUUUAUGUUGGUAAAGAAUAUCCUGAUUAUCAGCCUGGAAACUGGUUUGUUCAUGAUUAUUUUCUGGCUAAAAAUGUCCUGUCUAUUGAAGAAUUAGCUGAAAAUACAGAGAAACAAUUAUUACCAAUUGAAAUCAUCACAAAGGCAUUUGAAAGUAAUCUUGUCCCUAAUCCAGAAACAUUGGUAUUUGCUCUUGCUGUUUGCUGUAGACAGAUGAAAAGUGAAAGUUUACGUCAUGCAGCAUAUACAGUUUUAAACAAAAUUUGUAUAUCACCACAGCAUUUCAUUUUGUUCAUAAAAUUUGCUUCUCAAAUAAGUAAAAAAAAAGAACUUGAUGCAACUGGUAGUUCAAAACAUGGAUGGGGUCAAGGUUUAAGAAAAGCUGUAAAUAACUGGUAUUUAUCAAAAACACCAAUGGAAUUAGCAAAGUGUGUUACAAGAUAUAAAGGCAGAUAUGGUUGGAAGCAUAAAGAUAUCAUAAAAUUGUCUCAUCCUGUACCUCUUAAUCCUGGGGGAGGAAUGGUCCUUAGAUAUGUAAUACAUGGUUUAGAAGAAGUGAAAAAAUACUGUGCAGAAGAUCCCACACUUAAAGAAAUUCUAGAUUAUAUUGAACAUGUCGAAGACUUUAAACACUGUACGGAUGAAGUACGAGCAGCAGGUCUUUUGGAGAUGUACAAACUAACAUUAGAUCAUGUACCUGGACACUUGCUGAAAUCUAAAGAGGUUUGGAAUGCACUAAUACCAUCGAUGAAUUUAGUCAUGCUUUUAACCAAUCUACAAAGAAUACACAAUCUUAAAUUACUGAAACCAACCUCGCCAACAGUUCCCAAAAUAAUAGAUCAAAUCACUAAUGAAGAAAAUAUUGCCCGAGAUAAGGUUCAUCCAGCUUUAGUAUUAGUUACAAUAAGAGAUUAUGAAAAUUCUGGAAAACCAUUAACGUACGAAAAGAGAAAAAUCAAAGAACAAAUUGAUAAACCAUCGCCAGUUCUGUCAAAACCAAAUUCUAAAAUCAUUGAUGCCCUUUACAAAAUGUUGAAUAUUUCCUUUUUUCAUAUUCAACCAACUGGUUUACGUUAUAUGGUAACGAUCAAUACGAAUAAAGCAAUGUUGGAAACAAAUACUUGGCGUAGCGGUAACGUGAAUGGUGCAGAAGCUGCGUGCAUGAUUGCACUUGCACUUCUUCGUAGUGAGAAGAGCGUCACCAUUGUCACAUUUAAGAAUCUUGGAAUUCAUGUUAUGAAUAUUGAUAAAACGGCUUCCUUUGGUCAAGCUAUGAAAAGAUUACAACAAAUGCCUGGUGGAAACAUAAAUUUGGCUAAACCAAUAUCAUGGGCUGCUCACCAAAACUAUAAAUACGACGUAUUUAUUAACAUUGUAGAUCAAAUAUUUGAGAAGUUUGAUACAUCUGAAAAAGCUCUCGAGGCAUAUAAAACAAAACUCAAACUUACAAAUACAAAAUUAAUAAAUUGUGCUGUGUGCUCUUCGUCGACUUAUCGUAAGCAGAAGAGUGACAAGAAUGUUUUGACAAUUAACGGCUUUGAUGCUAGUGUUCCUGUAGUUAUACAGGCUUUUGCAAAAUCUCUAUUUUAGUCACUGCAUGCGUAACAAUUUCUUCUUUGGCAAGCAGUACUAGCUAAUCAAUUAUUACGCUUUGAAAAUGACAUUAAUUCGAUGUUUAAACAGAUAAGUCUAAAAUAAUUUUUAUGAGUCCAUCGAUUAAGAAAUACUUCAAAAUAGUUAGAUUACUACAAAUCAGACUCGUAAAAUAGUUUCCAAUAAUCUAUAAAUGUUGCUAGUCUGAUACUUAUACAGUAGUCAGAGCAUGCACUAGUUGAGCAUAUAAAAUAAUUGAAAUUAAACUUAAAAUCACUAUCAACGUGCAACUUUUGCGUAUUUGUAAGUACCACAAAAACUGGUAAAUGAGGCUUAAACUUUUUCAUUUAUUGAAAUUCUGCUAUUAAAACGAAGGAGAUUAUUAAUAAAUGAUAAUGUUUGACUAUUCAAAAGGACACAUUCAGGUAGAAUGUAAAAACAAUUUAUCUUAGAACGCCGAAAAAAUUAUUUAGUCUAAACGAAUUCUUUCCGUACUGAAAUAUUAAUAUUGACAAUUCACAUCAAUCAUUUUAGUACAAAACUAUACUUCUACAUUUAAUGUACAUUUUUCCUUUGUUUGUUUAACCCCUUUCCCUACGAUUUAAGUUCCGAAUUCAGUCAAGAAAAAAGAGAGUUUGUCGCAUGUUGCCCGAAGGACGUACCACAGUUCUCGCACGUGUUCUUCAUGUUUGGCCCGAAGGACGUACUAUGAGUCUACCACGACGUUGUAGAUUAAGGGGUUAGGUUUUAUAUGAUGAAAGGAAGAACGAUUCGGCACUUAAUUAUUUUUUAUUACUAACUCCUAAUCCUAUAAUUAUAUCAUGUUAAUACUAACACAUUACUAAACAUUACUAAAUAAUUACUGCAUGUUUUUAGUGUUUAGGGUGAGCUGUGUAACUUUUGAUAGUAAUUUUAUUUGUCUUUAGAGAGUGAUCCAACAAAUUUUGUAAAUAUUUAUUUAAAAGAACGAUACAAUGAUAAAUGAAUUAAUAAUUGACAAGUAAAUGAAUGUGAUACACCUGUGAUCAAUCACUUGAUUAGAUAAAUGAAAAUGUUUGAAACGGCAUGGGCCAUCUUGUAUCAUUUAGAAAACAGGUACAUGUUUACUAAUUUAUCGCUUUCCAUUUGAUAAAAUUAGUUGCACAGCUAAAAAAAUUAGGAUAAGACUGCAUAUUAGAUACAAAAUAAGUAUCUUAAAUAACCCAAGGUGCAUUUUUAACUAAUGGUAAAAGAUACUUUUACUUUAAUAUUGCCUGCUUAUUUCCACUGGUUGGCGGUAAAGCUUUCUGUAAUAUCUUUAAUAAGAUAUAUAGAUGUAACGUGAUCUUUAAGAUGAUACAUUAUCGAAGACUGGUGUGCUUCUGGAAAUUCCAAUAAGAAUUUGAAAAAAAAGAUAGAAAUGUUGAAAAUUUUCCCACUGUGAUAUGCAUUUAGCCCCAAAGAAUAUAGAUUUACAUUAGUAUAAUUUUACUGUUAUUUCAUAUUUGCCAUAUCCAAAGUAAAUGCGACAAAUACUAAAUACACUACUAAUAUAAUACUGUGAUACAGAGUACAUUGUUAUUGUUCAAACUAGGUGAAAAAGUAAGUAAAUGUAACCAGAGGCGCACCAUGUAUCUGCUUCAUUUGUUGAUUAGUAUCUAUAUCUAUUAGCACAUCAGUUUUUGUUAAAAAAAAAAGUGGCAGUAUCGAGAGAUACCUCUGCUUCUAUUUCGAUCCUUGAAUUACCCUCGUGGGAUCCUUUGAUUUCCAAAGCGAGAAGCAAACUCUUCUUAAGAAAUGUUGCUAAAAAGUACAGCGUGGAUGGAUUCUCAGGUCUGACAAACAUUUAAAUUAAGUGCUUAAAUAUUCACGUGUUCUUUCCAGCCUACUUGGUAAUUCAUAGAUCGACGUUAAUUACAUAUUAUUAAUUUUAAUACAUAUAAAUCUGCAAAGUAUAAGAACAUUAUAGUUUCUUCAAAGAGAAAAAGUAAGAUUUAAGCAGAAUUAUGUUUGUAAUACCGAAAAUAAUUAUUGUAUGAGAAGUUAAAUUUUUCCGAAUGAAGUUCAUUCUGUAAUCUUCAGCCUUAGCUGCGCGACGCCUUAGAAGACUAUCUAAAAAUGACAAGUUAUUAAAAAAUAAAAAUAUUUUUAGAUAAAUUUUUGGUAAUAGACAUUCAUGAAGUUUUAUAUUGCAUUUGGAAGAUUAUUUAUAUAAAGUAUUAACACUUAGCAACCGCGCGUGCCACACCGAACUAUACUAUUCUCAUCGUGCUCGAACAAAUCAACACCACUAAAUUAGUGUAUUUUAUUAUAUACUGUACUUUAUAAAAGCUGAAAAAGUCCAAUUACUUGGAAACAAUUCCAUGUAAACAAUAACUGAUAAUAAUAAAAGAAAAACGCGUUCCUAAGGUCUAAAUGGGAGAUAUUCGAUCGACCGUGUAGCGAUUUACUUUAAUGUGGAGAGAUAUCUCCAUUUGGUUGGCUAAGUGUUAAAUUUUGUCGUCUCAUAAAAGGGAGGAAAUUAAUUUUUUUCGUAAAAAACAUUACGAAAGAUAGGCGAAAAAAUAUUUUAAUAGUCGCGCAUCUAGUUAUUGUUUACUCAUUAAGAGUAAUAGAAUAUAUGCUACAUCUAUACUUGUAGCUUAUUUUAAUCGUUUACAUCAUGCAAAGUAGUUUAACAUACAUGUUUUUAUUUAACGAUCGAAGAGAAACAUAUAAAUUUUAAAAUAAUCAUUAAUUAUGUAUUAUAUCACUGUCAUUUUACAACUGCCAUUUUUAUUGCAUAUUAUAUUUUACGAUCUUUAAUUGACUUGGCAAUGGUAUUAAAACGUAAUGAUUAUCAAUAUUGUAAUCAUUAAUCAUAAAGGAAGUAUAUACUUUUAGAUUUUUUAAUGCUUUCGAUGAAAUUAUGAAGAAAAUUUCUUUUCGAUCGUAUAGCUUAAAUUAGGCAUGUUCAUUGUCUAUCGUAAGAAUACGUCCGAUGUUAAAAACGGAAUGUUAAAAAGAAAAAAAAAAAGAAAAAAACAUAAAAACUACCGCAAUGCAAAAACAGAUCCACCUGGAAAGAUACUGUACACGUGCGCUUUUCUUUUAAAGUCCACACAAGAGUUCAGGUUGUACUGUUCUACCUAUAUGAAAUAUGAAAAACAAUAUAUUCAAUGUGUUAAUACUAGUUAAGAAGAAAAAAGAAUAUUUACCGUAAGAAAAAAAGAAGAAGUGAAAAUUUUACAUUUCAUAAUGAAUGAUGUGCGUAACGCAUAAAAAGAUAAAGCAAGUUCAAACAAAAAAGUUAGCUUCCUUAUAAGAAAUGAUCUGGUUUUUCGACCUGAGAUAUUUAAUUUUCAUCAGGAAGCACAAAUUAUUCAUUUCAUGAAUAUAUAUUCAUAUAAAUAUUUUACACACGAACAUACUGUUGAUUAAUUAUCGGAGUCUCGACUUAUACAUAAUUGUAAUGACAUGUUCUUUAGGAUUAAUGAGAUUCAAAAAAGGGGAGAAAAACUUAUUGUACCUGCAUUUUUAGUGUACUACCCUCCGAUGAUCCGUUAGAAAAGUGCUCACCAUCCAUCACAUAUAAACCUUUUUAAGCAAUGCCAAAAAAACUGUUAAAUGUUACGAUUGUACAAAAAAGAAUUAAAAAAUACCUCGUAUAUAUUUUGAAUAUAUCGACGGAUUCACAAUUGGGUUGCACUAAUUAUGCCUCCGAAAAUGCCUACUUUUCGGCCUUACUGUUUUUAUUAAAGGAAAAAGUACUCUAAACUUGCAAAGUAGACAUUCAUUUUAAGUAUUUUUAAUAUGUAUAGUUAUCAGUUAUUUAUUAUUCAUUUCGAUAUCUAUUGCAUUCAUAAAUGGUUUUACUCAUUUCGAUCUAUGUCUAUUGUA
Messenger RNA from Bombus impatiens (common eastern bumble bee), 5846 nucleotides. RefSeq names its product 60 kDa SS-A/Ro ribonucleoprotein-like. NCBI's taxonomy places the organism in Eukaryota, Metazoa, Arthropoda, Insecta, Hymenoptera, Apidae. Gene Ontology annotation, molecular function: RNA binding. Gene Ontology annotation, cellular component: ribonucleoprotein complex. The coding region runs from base 345 to 1985 and encodes 546 amino acids. The record is from RefSeq and is a predicted model, not a curated record. The transcript is spliced from 8 exons.